AGUUACGCACGCACCUGCGCCGAGACCGGGCUCUGGGGCUGCCGGGGCCGUCCGAAGGCUGGGCGGCGUGAGGGGCUCGCGGCCCGGCCUAACCUGCUCACCGGGCUCGGACGCACUUCCCUGGCUCGGGGCCGGCCCCGAAUCUCGACCGAAGCCAUGGUGCACUGCAGCUGCUCGCUCCUGAGGCGGGUGCGUGUCCCUCGUCCCCUUCCUCCUGUCUCUCCGACUGCUCCCUCUUUGGUGUCCCCCGCCCUUUUCCUGCCUGCCCCGGCUCUAGCCAGACUCUUUCCCCCAGACUCGGCCGGGUCGGAGGUUCUGGCUUCGCCGCAAGGUGCCCCUCCCCCCGCACUCGGGGUGGCUCUCUCAGGAGGCGCUGCUCCCCCGGCGGCGGGGCCCGUCCCGUAAGGAGGACGAGCUUUGGCUCCUGCCGCCCAAUGUGGGCGCGCUUGCCCGCCGAGCGGGUAGGCCCGGUGUCGGCCGCGGCGCUGAUUCUGCCCCCGAGCCGGGGUCCCCGUUGCCCUCAUCUGUACAAUAAAAGAACUUCCGAGUCCUCAGGAAGGUUCCUCGGAAAGCGUACGGAAACUUCAUGGACAAUCUAAGACUCUUUGCAAAAGGAGGAGCAGGUGGCAUGGGUUUUCCUCGAUUAGGUGGAGAGGGAGGCAAAGGUGGUGAUGUCUGGGUUGUAGCCACAAAAAGAAUGAGCUUAAAAAAAAUUAAGGAUAAGCAUCCACAGAAACGGUUUGUGGCAGGAGAUGGAGCAAACAGUCGGAUCAGUGCAUUAAAGGGAGAGAAAGGCCUGGACUAUGAAAUAUCUGUGCCUGUUGGUAUUACAAUAACUGAUGAGAGAGGCCAAAUUAUAGGAGAACUCAAUAAAGAGGAUGAUAGAAUUUUAAUAGCACAAGGAGGACUUGGGGGUAGUUUGCUUUCAAAUUUCUUGCCAUCCAAGGGUCAAAAAAGAAUAAUUCACCUUGACCUAAAGCUUAUAGCUGACAUAGGCCUUGUAGGAUUUCCAAAUGCUGGAAAAUCUUCUUUAUUAAGUAAAAUUUCCCAUGCAAAACCUGAGAUUGCAAAUUAUGCAUUUACAACAUUAAAACCUCAGUUGGGAAAGAUUAUGUAUAAGGAUUUCAAGCAGGUAUCUGUAGCUGAUCUUCCAGGUUUAAUAGAAGGAGCACAUAUGAACAAAGGAAUGGGACAUAAAUUUCUCAAGCAUGUAGAAAGAACCAAGCAGCUUCUUUUUGUUGUUGAUGUCUCUGGGUUUCAGCUUUCUUCAAAAACUAAGUUCAGAUCUGCCUUCGAAACUAUAAUAUUGCUCACAAAAGAGCUGGAAUUAUACAAAGAAGACCUUAUGAUGAAACCUGCACUGCUUGCAGUUAAUAAAAUGGAUUUACCAGAUGCUAAAGAUAAAUUCAGUGAACUUGUGAACCAGUUACAGAAUCCUAAAGGUUUUUCACAUCUCUUUGAAAAAGAUGAAAUUCCAAGGAAAACUUUAGAGUUCCAAAAUAUUAUUCCAAUUUCUGCACACACAGGAGAAGGAAUUGAAGAAUUAAAGAACUGUUUAAGACUAUCUCUGGAUGAACAGUCCAAUCAGGAAAAUGAAAAGUUUUCUAAAGAAAGGUUACUUAAUUUGCGGAAUUCAAAAUUAUCAUAUAUUGAUUCAUCAUCAGAAUCUUCUAGAAUGGAAAUAACUGAAGGUCAUUAAAAUGUUAUCCAUUGUAUUACAAGUGACCUCAAAGAUUCCUUUCUACUCAGUAGGUGAUUCUUUGACAUUGUGUUUCUGGAAGCAUUGAAAGUGUCUUUCUAACUACAUCUUUUUAUAUGUCAUCUUUAAGAACCUUAUCUUUUAUGGGAGGCUGGGGAGAAGUCAGCAGUUCACAAUGACAAGAAAUAAAUUAAGUUUUUACCUUCCAAGGUAUUCAAGGAAUGAGACAUUCAGUGAAAGACAGGGUCAGCCAGAAAAUGUUAAGUGCCACUACUGGACACUAUGCGCUACUGGUGUGUCUCUGGAUGUGAAAACAUAUUUAAAAUAUUUUUUAUAAAGAGCAUUCUGUUUUUAAUAUUUAAGGUCAUCAGAACAAUUCUUAACCUGGGGUCCAUGGACUUACUUUAAAAUAUAUUUUAUUAAUCAUAUUUCAAUAUUACCUGUUUCCUUUGUUAUUCUGUGUAUGUUAUGCAUGUAAAUACACUGUUCUGAGAAGGCCAGUCUAUAAAGGCUUUAUCAGAUUGCCAAAGGAGUUAGGUUAAGAAAUUCAGUUUUGGCAUGUUAUAUAGUCAACGUGUAUUCCAUAAUUGGGUAUUGAUAUUAUAUUUCUUUGACAACUUUUAUAAAUCUGAAAUUGGAUCUUUCAAAUCCUCUUUGCUAAAUUUUUGUAACAGUAGAAAAUAUUGAUGAAAGUAGAUGAGAAUUUUCUUAAAACUUUUUCUUGGUUAAGUAGAAUAGAGCUCAUUUCCUGGGAUUUCACUACUAGAGGAAACUCAACUAUAGAAAAAACUCUCAAUACUGCCUGAUCUACAACUCAUGAUCUUAGAGAGGUAUCUGACUGGGCCAGUGCUGGGACCUGAGUCAGGUUACAGUGUAAUAAGGAAGUGCUGAAUAAAAUAAAGAUAAAAUAUAAGUCAUGCUAA
Antechinus flavipes (yellow-footed antechinus) is the source of this 2622-nucleotide messenger RNA. It is a transcript of the gene GTPBP10, whose product is annotated as GTP binding protein 10. Gene Ontology annotation, molecular function: GTPase activity; GTP binding; magnesium ion binding. Gene Ontology annotation, cellular component: mitochondrion. The transcript has 10 exons. NCBI's taxonomy places the organism in Eukaryota, Metazoa, Chordata, Mammalia, Dasyuromorphia, Dasyuridae. The record is from RefSeq and is a predicted model, not a curated record. Bases 587 to 1699 code for a protein of 370 amino acids.